AUGGUAGCAAAAAUGUCCUGUUACGAAGGAGGUUUUCGUCUAAAUGACGCAGCAUCUGAGUGUUCAAUGAAGAGUAAAGCAAGGAUUGACUCAUUAUUUGAGGAUACCAAAUCAGUCUGCAGCUCUACUUAUGGAGAUUAUUAUAGUACUGUAUGUAGGCAAUCAACUACGGGUGAUGUUACUUUAGAUGAACAAAACAGAGCUAAUAAUGCAGUUCAAGCAAGAAUCGAAGCUAUGUUUGCAUCUGUGGAAGCAGAAGCUGGUAGUAAGGGUGAAUGCGCAGCUGCUAUAUUACCUGUGAAAUACAUGGGAGCUGCACCAGUUGGUGGUCGGAUAGCAAGUGUACGUGGUCUUCAAGAACCUCUACGUCAAUUACUUGAAUGUAUGAACAGUCCUGUGUCAGCUGAGUUAGAGAUUUCUCGUCGUGGUUUGACGUUUCGAACAUCAGAAUUAAUAGAGAAAACCAAUCCUUUUCGACGAAUAGCAGUAUGGAGUGCAUUAAAAUUACGUUGUAGAGUUUCAACGUCAGAAAAUGCUUCUGAUGAAUUUCACCAUGCUUUCAUACCUUUAAUUGGUGAAGAGCAGACGCCUAGGAGUGAUGAAAAACAUGCGGACUUGUAUAGGACAAUGCGAGGUCUUUCUACAGAUGUUAGUUGUUAUCCACCAGUUUUUGCAGUGGUUAUGAGACGGCCUGGAGCAGCGAGAGUUCUUGAGUGUCAUGCGUUUGCGUGUAAAACUGAAGAGGAUGCUAUAGCAGCUGCAGCUACACUCUAUCGAGCUCUAUUAGCUGAUUUAGAAUCCAACCGCAGACGUCCAAGGCAAAGUAAUGGUUUGGGAUGUGUCAGUCUUGCUUCUGUUGCUUCGAGUGUUGUUGAUUAUACUUCCGUCAUCAGUAAGAAUACUUACAACAAUCUUCCACCAAAGUCAGUUUUACCUCAUCCAAUUAGACCACCUCGAGUUAAGAAAAACUCUACGUCUGGCUCUACAACUGAUGGUGGAUCGUCUAGAUCAGUAAAUGUUAAAGUACCGAGGAAAAAAAGAAUAUCUGAAAUCAUGCCUGAAGACGUCGUUGAAGCGAGGAAAAGGCAAAAUCAAUUAAAAGAAUCAAAAACAAUUCUAAAGGAAAUUACCGAUAAUUCAACAAUUCCAGUUACUCAAGAAAGAAAUAAAGAAAGUAAAGAAAAAAAUUCUAUUAACAAAAAUGAAGAUAUCAAUAAUUAUCGAAACAAACUACAUUCUGUUAAUGAAACAAAAGAUGGAGAAAAGAUUAAUGAUGAAAAUAAAUUAUCAAAAAAAAAUAACUUGUAUGAAUUAGAAAAAAAUUAUUCUUUUAUUGAAAAGAAUGGAAUUAUUAUUGGUGAAGUAGUUAAUGCUCCGGAGGUUCAGUUAUAUGAAGAGAAUCAAGACUUUCAUAGUAUUAAUGAAAAUUGUCGAAGAAAUGGAAAUUAUGCCAGUCAACUUGGAGCACUUUAUAGAUCAAAUCAAGAUAUAUCUUUACUUCAUAAAGUUGAAGAUAAUUCAAAGUAUUGUAAAAUUCCUGCUCGUGAUAGGAGGCCUAGAAAUAAUCGAAAUAAAAAUAAAUCAUAUGAAGAUCAUUUUAGAGAUGCAAAUAAAAUUUAUAGUCUUGAUCAAGAUGAUACUGAAAAUUAUGAAAAAACAAGAAAUUUUCUAGCUGAUAAUGUAUCGUCAAAUCGUGGUAAUAGUUCCUGUACAGCUAAUAGAAGAAAUAGUAUAAAUAGAAAUAUGAGACAUCGUGAAAAUUGUUGUGCAUCCCAAAGAGUUUCUAGAAUAGAUGAAUUUUCAAGAAGACAACAAAAUUCUUCUGGUAUUAAUAUUACAGCAGAUCAUGGUUGUCAAAAGAUUAGAAAAAGGGAUCGUGCUGGAAGUGAACCUCCAUUGAGUAGAACGGAAAACGCAACAAGAACGAGUCAGGAUAUUAAACUGAAACGUUCUUUAAGUGAUCUAGAAGUAGAACGCGGUGAUUUGAUGACAAGAGUGGAGUUACCUAGACGAGGAAGCUUUCUCAAACCAGGCAGUACUAGAUUGCCUAAUAAUAUUCAUGGUGGAACACCGUUAGGAUUUACAGAGUUAUUUGAUGAAUUUAGAAACCAAGAAGGCCUAACUAGUGUUGACGAUAUUCUUGAUGUUAUUAUCGAUCCCGAAGGCAUGUCAUUCAAUGAAUUAAAACCUCUAUAUAAGGAAUUUUUACUGAAACUUGCUUCAACAUUAACACAAGAUGAAUUGUAUCAACGUUCAGCAAAUAUUAUGAAAAGAAGGAGAUGUCCUCAGCGAAUGAGAUCAACGAGAAAAGCUAAUCUACUUGGACGGGCUAUUAAAAGAUCAGUGUCAAAAUUAAAAUCUGGACCAACUGAAUUUACGUCGGUAAUUUUUCCAGCUAAAAAAUUUAAUGAAAGCUUAGAUAGCAGUUCAUCGUGUGAUAUGCGAAAUAGUCGCAACAGAGUUUUAGCUAGCAGGUUAAGCAGAAGAAAAUCAUCUUGGAAAAGACCUAAAGGAUUAGCUACAUCUGAAGAUAGCGAUACAUGCAAACGGUUAACUAGAAAUGCUGGAGCAAACAGAAGUAGUAGUGGUUACGUGAGUUGCAGUGAAUGUAGUUAUGAUUCUGAAUCUUGUACUUGUACUUCUGCCGAUAAAUGUUACUGUUCUUUACCACGGAAAACAUUGGAACAGCUGACUAGUAACAAUAUUAUUGUAUGUAACUGCGAUACAGAUAGUUGUUCUGAAAGCAAUAAAUGCUAUUGUUCACGACGUCCCACGUCCCAACCAACAAUUUUAGAGCAAUUGCGUCAAAGAGGAAUUAUUCCAUCUGAAGGCAGUCUUAGUACAGAAGGUAGUCCUGAUAGAAUACGAGGAUCAAGAAAUAGCAAAAGUCAUUCAUCUUCACAGAGCUUAGAAUUUUAUAAGAUGCGCCCAUCUCCAGCAAGAAGUAGUUCAGAUAAUUUAGCAUUGGAUUAUGAUUUAUUUAAUCCAGGAAAAAAAUCACAACAUUCGAAAAAUGAAAAAAUAUUAGUAGUAAGUGCAAGAGAUCCUCAUGGUCGUUUAGUUUACGUUGGUGGAGCCGAAAGGAAUAAAAAAUCUAAUUAUAUUGGAGCAGCUAGACCUACAGCUCAUCAUGAAGCUCUCUCAAUUAAGAAAAGUGCUGAAAUUGCAGCUGUAUUUGGAUCAGAGUCAGCAAGAAGCUGCAAAAGGACCAGUAGUAUUUCAAGCAUGAGAAGUUCAGUCAGUUUAGAAGCUGGCUUAGGAUAUUUACCAUAGAGAAUAACUUGCUUUAUUAGAUUAGAAAUAAUCAGUUAUAUAAUGUUCAUAAUAUUUAAGACUGUUAUAGAAUCUUUUACAUGGUUAAAGUGUUGCCAUGUCAAUCAUGCCUUUUUUCAGCAUUAUACGAUAGGCUGUUAGUACUUUAGGUAAGAAUUAACUUUAGAGAACGUAAACUACUUUUCAGUAUAUCUACUUUCUUUCAAUCAAAUUUUUCA
Molecule: messenger RNA, 3491 nt
Organism: Chelonus insularis
Lineage: Eukaryota; Metazoa; Arthropoda; Insecta; Hymenoptera; Braconidae
Exons: 5
Coding region: 1-3273 (1090 amino acids)
Source: RefSeq, a predicted model, not a curated record